GGCGUAAAACAAUCCGCCAUCUUGUCCCAGUGACAAUUUAGAUUUUAUUUAAUUUAACCCAUAUAUAUUUAUUAAAUCCGUUGACAAAAGUGAUAUUUACGAAGCUGUGUAGUGUUUUUAAAGCCUGUGAUAUUUAAGUGUCCGAAUAUUUUUUGUUGGCAUAAAUAUCUCUACGUUAUUGUCAGUCCGAUUUUGACGUCGAACGAAGUAGAUAAUCAAAAUGGGCACAAGAGAAGACGAAUACGAUUAUUUGUUCAAAGUUGUUCUCAUAGGAGACUCAGGAGUGGGUAAAAGUAGCUUGCUGUCUCGUUUCACUAGAAAUGAAUUCAACUUAGAAUCAAAAUCCACAAUAGGCGUGGAAUUUGCAACAAGAAGUAUAGAGGUGGACGGUAAAACCAUAAAGGCUCAGAUCUGGGAUACGGCGGGUCAGGAGCGGUACCGUGCGAUCACGUCGGCGUACUACCGCGGUGCGGUCGGCGCGCUGCUGGUGUACGACAUCGCGAAGCACCUCUCCUACGAGAACGUGGAGCGCUGGCUGCGUGAGUUGCGCGACCAUGCCGACCAGAACAUACUUAUCAUGCUCGUCGGCAACAAGAGUGAUCUCAGGCAUCUGCGAUCCAUCCCGACAGAAGAAGCGAAAGCGUUCGCGGAAAAAAAUGGUCUUAGCUUUAUCGAAACAUCGGCCCUCGAUUCCACCAACGUGGAGCCCGCAUUCCAGAAUAUUCUAACUGAAAUCUACAGGAUCGUGUCGCAGAAGCAGAUGCGUGAACCGCCCGAGGGAGAUGUCAUCCGACCUGAUGCGGAGCCUGCGGAUGUGCGACCUGCAGCUGACUCUGUGCGCAAGCAGUGCUGCCAGUAGACACUAAAGUCCAGUUCACGAUGGAGCCGAAGAGAGAAAAAGUAUGGAAUA
Molecule: messenger RNA, 910 nt
Organism: Papilio machaon (common yellow swallowtail)
Lineage: Eukaryota; Metazoa; Arthropoda; Insecta; Lepidoptera; Papilionidae
Gene: Rab11
Product: ras-related protein Rab-11A
Exons: 6
Coding region: 221-859 (212 amino acids)
Biological process (GO): exocytosis
Cellular component (GO): recycling endosome
Molecular function (GO): GTP binding; GTPase activity
Source: RefSeq, a predicted model, not a curated record